Messenger RNA from Diorhabda sublineata, 4577 nucleotides. RefSeq lists its product as uncharacterized. The transcript is spliced from 4 exons. Gene Ontology annotation, biological process: telomere maintenance via telomerase. The record is from RefSeq and is a predicted model, not a curated record. Bases 381 to 2216 code for a protein of 611 amino acids. Lineage: Eukaryota; Metazoa; Arthropoda; Insecta; Coleoptera; Chrysomelidae. Gene Ontology annotation, molecular function: telomerase RNA binding; telomeric repeat DNA binding. Gene Ontology annotation, cellular component: telomerase catalytic core complex.
AUCAUAUUUGACAGCAAGUGACGUAACAAUCGAUAUCUGUAGUAUCAAUAUUUUUUCAUAAAAUAAUCGAUAUUUGAAUAAUGAACAUAAUAUUAAAAUUAAGUUGAUUUUUUUAACUUUUUGUAUUAUAGUCUACUUUGAAAGUAGUUUAUAAUUUUAUUGGCUAAGAUUUUCGCGCAAUGUUGCUAACUUUUUAUACUUUUAUACAUGUGCUGAAGAUGUAGCCAUGUAAUUUGUUUUCUUUCUUCCUAAAAAACGUUUAUAAAUCUACAUUUUGAAAUUUGAUCGAAAAUAUAAUUACGUAAAAAAGAAGACUGUUGGUUAGUAGUCGUUAUUUACAAAUUUUUGAAUAAAAGGAUAAUCAAUAACAAAACUUAAAAAUGUCAAAUAAUAAAAAACAAAAAGAUUGUGGAUAUUACCAAUUAUCUAUAUUCACAACAUUUAGUGAAGAAAAGCGACUUAAAUCAAUCACAAGAAGCAUGAAAAGAAAAAUGAAUCCAAAAUUAAGAAUAUAUGUAAUCUUGAGAUAUAUUUCUAAAGCAUAUAGGAAAGUUAAGGCUGCAGCUAGCUUUUAUAUGAAUAAAAGAAUUUUAGAAAUUCUGGAUAUGAUCUUACCUCAAGAGUAUUUCGGAUCUUCGCAAAAUAGGAAACGUUUCUAUUUUAUCGUUAAUAAGAUAAUGACACAAUCUCGAGGAGAAUGUAUUUUUAAACAUAACUUAUAUGAUGGUUUUGAUUUAGAAUGUAUAAAUUGGCUACCAGAAGCAACAGACGUUACUAAACGACAGAAGCGGUAUUUAAGCCAGACAAAUUGGUACAUUUUAGAACAAAUUGUGAAGCCAUUAAUAAGAAAUUUUUACUUUUGUUUAAAAUCAAUAAAAAGCUACGAAAUUCAAUUUAUACCAUUCAAGAAAUGGAACAAGUUUCAGGCAAACAUAUUCAAAUCCCUCAUUAUUAAUAAACAUUUAAUACCCGGCAAAUUUUCUAAUCCAAGAGGGAGUUUGCAGUUGUUUCCAAGAGGCGAUUUAAACCAAAUGAAAUACCGCCCCAUUGUACGUGCCAACAAAUUGAACCAAAUCCAAAAAAUAAGAAUCACUAAGAUAUUGAGAAAAAUUCAGCAGCUUGCUCUGUCUUUUAGUAAAUCAUCUUCACAAAAGGAACUUACUUUUUGGAAAAAGUGUAUGGAACAAUUAAAAUCUAAAACAUUGUACGGGAUCACAGUCGAUAUAGAAGACGCUUACGGUAAUGUCAAUAUCAAUAAACUAUGUCAAGCAAUCAUCGAAACUAAAUUCGAACAAGAAGAAAAAUCUUUUCUAAUCAACCACAUACAAAAUCAACAUGUAACUUUUAACAAAAAAAUAUUCAAAUGGUCCCACGGUCUCCUACAAGGAGACCAUCUGUCUCCUUGUCUGUGCAAUCUGUAUCUAAGCAUUUUAGAACAUCAACAUUUAUCCAAUUUUAUCGAAACCAAUUACAGAUUACACCGUGUGGUUGAUGAUUAUUUAUUUUGCACGACCGAUAUCUCGGAAAUCGAGUUGUUUAAACGUACUUUCCAACAACUUUUUCCUAUAAACGAAUCCAAAAUCCAAACAGCGAACGUAGACGACUGUCCUUUAUUGAUUUAUUGCGGGAAGGAAAUUAACUUUGCUACUAAGCAAAUCAGUAAACAUUUUGAUGCCGAACAAACUUGUUUGAGACAUAAAUUUAAACUUUGGAACGACAAAGUACCAAAGACUAAAGCUGAAAUAAUAACCGCCGCCGUGAGCUUCCGCAGAACUUAUCAUUAUUUCAAACAUUUUCAAUUGAGCGAUCUUCGAGAUACUGAAGCAAUUUUGACUCAAUAUUUCAAAGGAAUUGUAUACGUCGCGUUUAAAUUUGAUAUGACUGUCCGAUCAGUGGCGGAUUUUAGACAGAAAUCGUCGGAUAUGCCGUUUUUAUUACGUCUUAUAAAAGAUACUAUUACCACUCAUGCCAAAAAGGUGUACCACUAUUUACGUAAUGAAUUUGAUUUCAAGUUAUUACGGACAAUUGCUAAGAAAGCUUUCAUCGUAGUUUUAAAAAAGAAUUCGUGUUUUUAUAAAGAUAUCAUUGGCUCUUUAUGUUUGAACAAACCAGUAUAUAUACACUUGAAAAAUGCAGACAAAAAUUUGGUAAAAUACUUUACAAAAAUUCCUAUAGAAUUUCAAAAAUUAGAAAUGAAAAGGACCUCUAAAAUCUAAAACAGUAUCACCUCAUAUUAAAAUUCGAAGUUUAAGCGGAGCCCAGAGAAGUUGAACCUCGUCUAUCUCCUCAAUGAAAAUUAAAUACAUCGAUUGAUAUUCUCGCCCAUCAAAUCGGUACACCCCACACCUUUAUUAUAUUCGCCGAUUGCAUAGUGUCCAUCGAUAUGUGUGAUUUUUUUCUUCAGCUUUUGAGUAUCGUUUAUUAUCGAGGUGGGAUGGGUACCAAAACAGGUACUCGCUAUGGAAACUUCGUUCUUGUUUAGCUAUUUAAGAAACCCCCUUUCGUUCGCUCUAGCGUAGAUUCGUGCGCUCUUCUUUUAUAUUGUUUACUCACGAUCUUUUUAUUGGUCAACGGACAGUCCUUUGGGAUAGUAACGUUUCCUGUAAAACCAAUCACCGUAAGGUAGACGACUCACAGAUUGAAGCUUGUAAAAAAGUUAUUAAAGAUGAAGUUGUAUGGCAAGUGUUCCUCCUUUGCUCUUUCUACUAACAUGGAAAACAAUUUACAAUUCUGUACAAUUUCCAAAAAACUGUUCAUCUUGAGAACAACAAUUUUUAUUUUUAUCCUGGUACAUAUCACAGCUAACAAGAUACCCAGAUGCAGUAUGGAUGCACCACAUUUUAAAACCAAACCUUAUCGGUUUUAUACACACACAGUGUAUAAACAGUAAUAUUGUACAAAUUCGGUUUUUUUCUCAGCAUUUGAGACCAUCAAGACAUCAAGACAUAUUUUUAUAAAACAUACACUUAGAAAAAAUACUCCUUAAUGCGCAAUAGAUAGAUAGGGCUUUUCUAAAGAAAUGUCCUGAUGAAAUCUAGAUACAGAUGAGAGUGCAGAGUAUGUAUUUCUAAAAACAUAUUACAUCCCAAAGCUUUGUAUGAAAUUUUAAGCUCAUUGAUUAAGUCAUGUAUCUAUAGUUUUCUAGGAAAUUUUGGUCACAAAACAUUUCCAGAUCAUUUAGCUUCCUUUCAAAGUUUGUAUCCUUUAUUAGUUCCCGUAUUUUUGGACCAAUCAAUAUUCCCUCUUCAAUUUUACCUUGCUUUGUUUGGGAAAUAUCUCUUCCAGAUAUAAGAAUCCAUUUCUAUCUUUAGGCUUUUGCAAAAUGUGUCAUCAGGCCGAGCAUUAUAUGCAACGGUGGUGAAAGUAUGUUGUCAAGGAUUAUUUUCAACUUUCUUCUACUCUGAAGAAAGUGACCUGGGCCAUACUUUUGUGUGUAGUGACUUUUUCCCUCUCUGCUGUCCCAUUCGCAAAUGAAACAACAAACAUUUUGUGUAAACAACCAAAAUAGCAAUAACUUCAAAAUAUCCACAAAUUUUCCAAACAUGUUCACAGUAUUAAAUUUUUUCAAGAAGGAACUUCAUGUUCUCGUAAGUCUCUUUCAUAUUACGAGUAGAACCAUGGGCAAUCGCCACUGAAGGACAUUUGUUUUCGUUGUAAAGCAACACUGCUUUAAAGCUAGUUUUUGAGGAGUUGAUGAACAAUCGCCAGUGACUUGGAUCAUAUUCAAAAUUCAAUAAAUUGAUCACUACAGGAAUAUGAUUACAAUAGAAAUCAUCUUCUUUUGAAAAGUAAGGUUCCAUUUCAUCAUUACGAUGACGGAAACGGAAAGAAUUUUCGUACCAGGAGAAAGUAAAUUCCAGUUGUUUAAUUCAUUUAAUUCACUUUGUAUCAAUAAAUGCAGUUGUUUUGAAGUGGACGGUUCAUAAAAUACUGAUAUGAUCUUUUGGUUAAGUCCAAAUCACUAGUACACCAAAAGUUAAAUGUCUAGAUUCUUGUUUAGCACAACUUAAUAGGAGUCUCACACACCGGUUUUUUAAAAAGUGCAUAAUCUCCUGUCUACGUCAUCUCCAUCGCAAAAUAGCUCAAAUUUCUCUACAGGAGAAAAUAUAAUAUUGGUUGUAGUCUAGAUCGGGAAAGGAUUUAGACCUAUGUUGAAGGUCGCCAACAGUCCAACAGUAAUUUUUUUUCUACAGCAUUUGAAGCUGAAAAUACAUUGUCUGUCUUCAGUGCAGUUUUUAAAGAUUUCUGUUUGAUCCGCUUCUGUAAUGUAUGGUUUUUCUUUAGUAUUGAUAUCGUUGGUCAUAUCUUCUUCAGUAAGACCAAUUCUGCGCCAGAUGCUAAUUGGCGGGCUAUCUAUGUUACAAUAAUUGUAAUCUUCAUCUCCCGAUUCUUCAUCAGUAAGAAAACUGGUUUCGGGGGGUACAAUAUAUAUUCAGUCUACUGGUAAAUCUUAGGAAUAUGCAAUUUGAAGAGCUAAGAAAAGUCGCGUUGCCUAGAGUUGCCAUCUGACGACACAUCGAAAUAAACAUGUGCAGGUGUUAAUCAAAUCGGUAUUAUCAAUAAAUUAUAGAAAUAUA